Messenger RNA from Paramecium sonneborni, 781 nucleotides. Lineage: Eukaryota; Ciliophora; Oligohymenophorea; Peniculida; Parameciidae. The record is from the annotation of a GenBank genome assembly.
AUGUUUAGAAAAGAUUUUCCAAAUUUUAAUGNUAAAAAGAAGUUAGAAAUUUUGCAAAGUAAUUAUGGAUAAAAAUAUAAAAUAGUAUGUUAUUAACAGUAUUAUUUUUACUUCAUAUUGCAUUAUACAUUUAUACACUGUAUAAAACUACCAAUAUGAUUGAAUAAGAAUGUUAAUGUUUGAGAUUUAUUUUUGAAAUCUAUCAUUAUAAUUCACCCAUAAAUUUGAUUUGUUUUAUUUCUGUAAUUUUUUAAGAAUUUUAUUAUUUUAAAGAAAAUUUGAAGUAUGAAUAAGAAUUAUAAGAAAAUAACUCAAAAAAAAAAAUGUGUAUUUAUUAAUAUUUUAUAUAGAUAUAGUUAGUAUAAACAUUCAAAUCUCUUAGAAAUUUAAACAACAUAAUAAAUAAUCAAUAAGAAGUUUGAGUUCUCUUGUUAAUCCAAUGGAAGCAAGUUCAAAACAUUAAUAAACACCAAAUUUUAAAAGGUAAUCAAGAAAUAAAUAUUUUAGUGAAAAAACAGAUAUUAAAUUAUAAAAAAUGGGAACAAGUUAGUUUGGAGAAUCUUAAAAUAAUUUAUAAAUGAUGAAUUCAUAGGGAAAUGCAUAAAAUAGUAAAGCCUUUGUGAUUUCACUGAAAGAAUAAAUUGAUAAUAUUCAAAUCAAAAGAAAAGGAAAUAAAUCAAUUGAGGAUAGUUUUAUAAAAUAGGAAGAAUCUUAAAUACCUGAAAUAUUCUCAUAAAUUAAUAAUCCUAUGGAGUCUGGUAGUGUAAUUACAAUUAAUUGA